This is a messenger RNA of Phalaenopsis equestris, 2814 nucleotides long. RefSeq names its product cation/H(+) antiporter 19-like. The transcript has 4 exons. Gene Ontology annotation, biological process: proton transmembrane transport; regulation of pH. Gene Ontology annotation, cellular component: endomembrane system; membrane. The record is from RefSeq and is a predicted model, not a curated record. NCBI's taxonomy places the organism in Eukaryota, Viridiplantae, Streptophyta, Magnoliopsida, Asparagales, Orchidaceae. Gene Ontology annotation, molecular function: antiporter activity. The coding region runs from base 138 to 2579 and encodes 813 amino acids.
UCAACGGUCUCAACCGCGGCGCUCGCGCUUCCUCCUUUAAAAAAAGAAAAGAAAAAAAACAGAAAAGCUGCAGAAAUCACAAGAAAACUGCAGUGCCCCCGAUUCAUCGAACUCUAAAGGCCGGAGCAGAGCCGACGAUGGCGAACACGACAUGUUUGAAGCCGAUGAAGGCGACAUCGAACGGGUCGUUCCAAGGCGAGAAUCCGCUCGAUUUCGCGCUGCCUCUAGCCAUCGUACAGAUCUGCCUCAUCGUCUUCCUGACACGAACCCUAGGUUUUCUCCUCCGCCCUCUCCGCCAGCCCCGCGUCAUCGCCGAAGUCAUUGGCGGCAUUCUGUUAGGUCCGUCGGCAUUGGGCCGCAGCAAGGCGUUUCUAGAGACCGUUUUUCCCAAGCAGAGCAUGACUGUGCUUGACACUCUCGCUAACAUCGGCUUGCUCUUCUUCCUCUUCCUGGUGGGUCUUGAGCUUGAUCUCAACUCCCUCCGCCGCACCGGCAAGCGUGCCCUGGCCAUCGCCAUCGCCGGCAUUUCCCUCCCUUUCCUCCUUGGCAUCGGCACCUCUUUGGUCCUCCGCAAGACCAUAGCCGAAGGAGUUCGCCGCACUCCUUUCCUCAUUUUCAUGGGCGUCGCCCUCUCCAUCACCGCCUUCCCCGUGCUUGCUCGUAUCCUCGCCGAGCUAAAGCUCCUCACGACCGAUAUAGGCCGCAUGGCCAUGUCUGCCGCUGCCGUCAACGACGUCGCCGCAUGGAUCCUCCUCGCACUAGCCAUCGCCCUCUCAGGCUCCGGCUCUCCGCUUGUCUCUCUCUGGGUACUCCUCGCCGGCGUUGCCUUUGUCGCAAUAGUUGCCCUGGCCCUUCGCCCUGUUCUCGCGCGGAUGGCUCAUCACUCUGUAGAGGGCGAGCCGGUUAAGGAAAUCUAUAUCUGCGCCAUGCUCACAACCGUUCUGGCCGCCGGGUUCAUUACCGACGCCAUUGGCAUCCACGCCCUCUUCGGCGCCUUUGUGGUCGGUAUUGUCGUUCCCAAGGAAGGUCCUUUCGCAGGCGUUCUCAUCGAGAAAGUUGAAGACCUCAUCUCCGGUCUCUUUCUGCCGCUUUACUUUGUCUCCAGCGGCCUCAAAACUAACGUCGCCACCAUCAGCGGCGGCAUCUCAUGGGCUCUGCUCUUCUUAGUUAUCUUCAACGCCUGCCUCGGCAAGAUCGGGGGCACCAUUCUCGCCUCCCUCGUUAUGAAAAUCCCCCAUCGGGAGGCCCUCGCGCUAGGGUUCCUCAUGAACACUAAAGGCCUCGUUGAACUCAUCGUUCUCAAUAUCGGAAAAGAUCGAAAGGUGUUAAACGAAGAGACCUUCGCGAUCAUGGUGUUGAUGGCGCUGUUCACGACCUUCAUAACGACGCCGAUUGUGAUGGGGAUUUACAAGCCGGCGCGGCGGGCGGCUCCGUACAAACUGAGGAAGAUCGAGAGUGCGGGCAUGGAUAGCGAGUUGCGGAUCCUUGCGUGCUUCCACGGCAGUCGCAACAUCCCCACCCUCAUAAACCUGAUCGAAUCUUCUCGUGGAACUGGCCGCCGCGGUUUAACUGUCUACGCCAUGCAUCUCAUGGAGCUCUCCGAACGCCCAUCCGCCAUUUAUAUGGUCCACAAGGCCCGUCGCAACGGCGUCCCUUUCUGGAACAACAAGAAAGAUAACAUCGACGCCAAUGACAGCGGCAGAGAUCAGAUCGUCGUCGCGUUCCAGGCCUACCAGCAGCUUAGCCACGUCACCAUCCGGCCCAUGACUGCCAUUUCAGACCUGCUCACCAUUCACGAGGACGUGGUCACCAGCGCCCAUCAGAAGCGCGUUACCCUAAUCCUGCUCCCCUUCCACAAGAUCCAGCAGGUGGACGGCUCGAUGGUAUCAAUUGGCAAUGAAUACCGGCAAUUGAACCAGCGAGUCCUCCACCACGCCCCCUGCUCCGUCGCCAUCCUGAUUGAUCGUGGCUUCGGGGGCUCCGCCCAGGUAUCCGCCAGCGAUGUUUCCUACUCCGUCAUCGUUCUUUUCUUCGGCGGAUCAGACGAUCGGGAAGCCCUAGCCUAUGGCCUCCGAAUGGCCGAGCAUCCCGGGAUUGCCCUCACCGUCCUCUGCUUCCUCCCUCCACCUGGCUGCCCCUCUUUCCCAAGCAGCGAAGCCGGGGGAAUCGGCAUUGGGAUGGACGGAGAUCAGCGAUCCAAUGACGAUGAAUGCAUAACCCGACUGCAGAAGAGGGUGGCGGAGAAGACCGACGGAUCGAUCAGGCUUGAGGAGAGGAUAGCGGGAAAAAGGGAGGAAAUCGUGUCAGCCAUUAAGGAGGUAAGAAGAUGCGACCUCUUCCUUGUGGGUCAGAGGACGCCUGUGAUGCCCCUCACCGACCGGAUCGACUGCCCGGAGCUUGGGCCGGUGGGAAGUUACAUGGGAGCAUCAAACUCAACCACCGCAUCCGUGCUGGUCAUCAGGCAGCACGAUCCCUCUUCGAUAGCAACUGGGAUUGUAGAAGAGGUGGCAGAAGAAGGCGAGUCGCCGGAUACCCCCGCCGCCGGUGCUUCUUCUAAAAGCCAACUUAAUCCGCUUUGAGAAGACGAUCGAUCAUGAGACACGUGUCAUUUCUGUCCCGGCACUAAUAAUUAUAUAAAAUUGUUUAUAUACAGUUAACAUGUUAUUUUCUUUAUUGUAUUGUUAUACAUUUCAUGUGUAAAGCUACGCUUGUUCAAGUUCAGUUGGAUAUAUGUUUUUGUUCUCCUUCGCUGGCGUGUUGAAGGUUUGCAAUUGGAUUAAAUAUUACAUCUGUAAUUUGUGUUUCGGAUUCAAA